GAGUCUCGAUUUAUGGUUGAUGUAACGGGCGCGCUGUCAGGACCCUCUGGUUGCGUUCACAGGUAUCAAGAGUCGACAUACAUUGUCAACAAGUCCUCCUGCGUGUCACACAUCUUGUUCUGUAGUCCUAGUAAGAUAGCGUGGGACGCUUUUCACCAGGGUCUGGUUUUCUGGCGCCUGCUUAAGGAAUUGUACAGCGGUGAAACAGCGAAGGUUGCUGGAAUCUAAGCUUCCACGAUGAACGGCGAACGUCUCAGCAUUCAGCCUGUAUGGGGAACCGGCGGCCGGAAGUUGAGUUACGGCGUCCUGGACACCGCGGAGACGUUACUGGACAGCAUCGACGACCUGGCGGAAGUGCUGGACCGGCUGACCAUGAAGUAUACCGCCGUCGAGGAAGACGUCGUUAUCGAAGAAAAACAGAAUGAAGCGGACUACGACGAAGGAGAUUUGGGAAUCAACGUCAUACCGCCGUCGCCGCCAAAAACAACUCCAGCACAGGAAGAGCCAAAGCCCACUGGCUCGAGACGUCGAACUAGCGCGGACUUCAGUAUGUUCCGGAAGUUGAAGUCAUGUCUAGAUUCCACGCGCCACCUGAUUGGAAGUCUGCGAAGCGAGAAGGGGCGGCUUAUGAAGCGCCAGCUUAGCGUCGAGUGCCGGAUGUCAGAGUUGGAGGACUAUAAGAAACACAUGAAACAAGACUUGAAUAGUCUCAACGACCUAGUAGACCUGCUGACUGAACGCAUCUGUCGACAGGAAGUGACGAUCGCUGACGCUCUGGAGGCCCGGGAGCAGCUGCAUGCGGAGAGGGACGACCUCCAGGCGCGCCUCGAGACGGCCGAGGCGCUGUGUACAGAGCUUAGCGAAGAUAACGAGAACUUGAUGAAAGAAAACCAUCAACUGAAGGAUCACUAUGGUGACACUAACUUCCGGUUGCGAAACCAAGAACUCAAAUACGAAAACGAAGUUCUCAGUGUUGAAAAUGUGAAACUCAAAGAACUUGUUCGCGACUUGACUGAAUCAAACAUUGUGCAAACCGGAAGUACAAAGUCGUCUGGUAAGGAACUACAACUGAGUGUAACGUCUCUCCCAGAUGUUGUUCGCGGGCAAGGCAAAGUUAAAACAAUCUCUGUGUCCGAAGACGUGGAGACAGGCUAUUUGUCUGCUUCUUUCUGAAAUGUGAUAUUCCGAUGCCGUCUGCGUCUUUAAUUGAAAACAUGGAAUCUCAUAGUUAAAUGCAUAUGUUUUGUGGUGAUACAAGUAUUCAACAAAACAAUCCAGUAUCUCUAGUAAUUAUUUAGCUUUUAAGCUAGUGCAUCGAGUUCUCGAUGGUUAAUAUUGUUGAUAUAAAUGGAAUGAAGUAAUGACAGAAACACACAAGAAAGAGAUGGUAAUUAAUACCAUUGUUAUAUUUCAUGGGUUUUAAAUGAAGAGGGAAUAAUACAGGUCCAAAUUAAAUCGCGUGUGUUUUAUGUCAUGUCUUGAAUUUGAAAAUUAAAAAUACGCGAAAAG
Molecule: messenger RNA, 1509 nt
Organism: Dreissena polymorpha
Lineage: Eukaryota; Metazoa; Mollusca; Bivalvia; Myida; Dreissenidae
Product: paramyosin-like
Exons: 5
Coding region: 238-1173 (311 amino acids)
Source: RefSeq, a predicted model, not a curated record